Molecule: messenger RNA, 405 nt
Organism: Oikopleura dioica
Lineage: Eukaryota; Metazoa; Chordata; Appendicularia; Copelata; Oikopleuridae
Source: the annotation of a GenBank genome assembly
AUGCCGACUUCUCUGUGUAGCUCUUCUGUAAUUCGGCGACAUCCAGAUUACGCGAAUUCUAUGACGGACAUGAACAGCUCGCAAAUGCACUCUCAGAUUCCACAGGCUCUCAUGCAUGGGCCAAUGCCAAGUCUUUACCAGAACUUUGGAGCUAUCCGACAAAAUCCUACACAGCAAACAUAUUCAGCAGCUUACGAAGGAUUCUCACUUCCUCACUUUUACGUUCCGAUGCCAGUUUCAAUCCAGCCUCAGCAGUUCACCACGCCUCCAAUGAGCUCACCAACUCCACCAGGUCCUAUCGACCUCUCAAUUCCUUCCAGCUGUUCUCCAAGUUCUUAUCCGAUCAAUCUGCCGCAAACACAGUGCCAGUUCUACCCCAUCAAUCUUUCCCCAAGCGGAUCCUAG